Bactrocera oleae (olive fruit fly) is the source of this 3735-nucleotide messenger RNA. RefSeq names its product streptococcal hemagglutinin. Lineage: Eukaryota; Metazoa; Arthropoda; Insecta; Diptera; Tephritidae. The record is from RefSeq and is a predicted model, not a curated record.
AUGUCCAUUAACAUUCUCUGGUAAAGUGUACACAAAAUAUGUAUGGAAUCAGAAAACAUUGAUGGACAAUAUAAAUCAAGUCUUUCGUGUUAUUGGUUGAUGAAAGUUUUGAUUAGAACUAUAUUUUAAACGUAUAAUUUGUUUAUGAGUAUUAAUAAAAAGUGGAUGCUAUAUUGAUGUGAAUGUAAGCGAAGGAAGAUAACACCAUCUUGUGAAUAUUGUAGGAUGGACGCUACACCCCGUGUGCCACGAAUUUAGUGGAUUUUAAGCCACCUUCUGCAAGGAAGAUACCAUCAAGAUCUUUUUAGUACGAUUUAAAAAUAAUAAGCUUAAAUAUGUACUUAUAUACAUCUUUAUAAAGAUGAAUAUACACAAUGCGUCAGUUACCAAGGCGUCGAAUAUCUAAAUCAUUGUGGAAGCUGUAAAAAUAUACUUAUACGUGUUUAGAAAAUGGCCAACAGUGAAGUUAGUGUAAACAAUCUAUGGCUAUUGCAUUAAUAGGGGCAUACAUACGUAUGCAAGCAAAAUAUUUUAUUAUUUGAAGCAAACAAUAGAAGUUUGGUAUACAUAACGCGCGUGUAUUUACAUAUGUGGAAUGGCAAAGUAAAGAAAUAGAAAUACAGAAAGUUAGAGUUGUUAUUAUUCGGAAUGAUUCUAAAUGUGUUUGAAACAAAAAUUAAUACUAAUUUCUGAGCAGCCAAAAGUUGUACAAAUUUAUAUUACCUCACAAUUCAAAUUAAAAACAAAUUUAAAUAUAUCAUUGAGUUCUCAAUACCCUUUACAUGCUCAGGAUUUGUCGUGCGGGUAUAAGAGUGAGGAAGAAAACUAGCAUGCUGCACUGGUAAACUUAUUUUUCCUGCUGGCUUUGUUCAGAUUUAUGCAUGUUGCGUUAGCAUAGCAUGAAGCUUGCGAUAAUAUAACUCCAGUGGAUCUGUUAUAAAUAUAUGUUAGAAAUAUAUCCAUCAACAUCAGUUAAACAAAAUAUAGAAGGAUUUCUUAAAGAUAUGUGUUAAGCUUGCUUCAAUAGGAACCGAAAAAUAAACUCGAAUAUAAGCAAUAGGAAAUUUAAUUGAUUAUGUCGAGUUUUAUGAGCGAAAGUGGAACUUCUGCAGAAUUACAACUUAGUAGCAGAGUUGUGGCUGUAGUAUCUGCAACAUCGGCGGCAGCAGUGGCUGCAACUGCAUUUGUCGGGAGUUCAAAUCAAAUGAAUUCGGAAAACUCAAUUAUGCAACGGGACAUGUCCGAGACACUUGCAAUUAGCUGUUGUGACGACAUGGUUAGUAAAAAUUCUGCGAUCGAAGAAGAGAACCGCAUUAGCGAUACCAGGGGCAACAUAAAUCUAUCAUUAAUGCAAAACUCGCCUCCACCCCAUAGUUACCGUCAUUCGCGUGCCUAUCGUCAUUUUAAAAAUCCACCACAACCACAUAUGUGUAUCCGCACAACCUCAGAAUCAGGUGAAGAACUAUUUAUUAAUGUACUUAGUUGGACGAGAAUAGUAAUACCGCAAGAGCCUACCGAUCCUAUACCAUUGUACGGAGGAAUGAGGGUGCCUCCAGGUAGUCCUCGAAGCCCGCCAAUUGUUUUUGCUGUUAUGGCAAAUCCAGAAGUUUUAAAAGAUUCUGGACGUCAUAGCAAAGACCCAGAGGAGCGCCGAGCUAUGGUGGAAUUAAUGUGUGACUUUGUAGAAGCAAUGAAUCCUGGUCUUAAAUUAGUAAGUUUAUCUUAUUUUAGGAACGCCAUUAUUCUAAAGGAUAGGGAUAUAUCUGGAGAACUAAAAGAUGUCUGGAGUGCAGUGCAAGCUCAAAGAGAUCGAGAACGGGAGGAACAAAUUAUACAACAACGACAGCAGCAUCACUUUCACAGCAUCACCACUCAACAGAUGUUUCCAAAGUCUACUGAAGCUGUUCGAAUCUCCGAACAGAAACAAAUCAAUUCAAUAUGUACAGAAAAAUCGGAUAAACUUUCGCUUAGCAGUUUAUCUGAGAAAUCCUUAAAUAGAGAUUUUUCUGUGCAGUCAGAUAGCACAAAUACAUCUGCGACAGGAGAUUACACCGUAUAUAUAAAGGACACUGUAAAAUUAAAACAAUCUCGAGAAACUUAUGAAAUAUGUGCUAAUAUUUCAAGUGGCGGUGAUGAUGGGAUUACUACUUUAAGUGACGGAAAGGAUCAAACAGAUGCCACUAAUAAAUUAUCUGCCAAAACCGAUACUUGCGAUAUUAGAGAAGUAUCUGUAAAAAGUCUUUCUAGCUCUAAACUUAUAAUCGGAGAAGAAAGAAAUAAAAGUAAAGGUGUUGAACAUAUUGAUAGUCCUUCGCCUUUAUCAUCUAGCACAGUACUCAAAAUAGAAACUUCCGCUACAAAUAACGUAGGUACAAGUUCAGGACUUACAACUUCCAAUCAUAUAAAAACUAACCCAAUGGUUUCCGCCGCGGUAUCCGCAUCAACCAUUACUAAAAAAGAUAAAUUAGUUGGGUUUUUACCUAACGGAUGCAUAUUCCCACGUUUCAAGAAUUAUAAAAACAAAGAUAAAGAUAAAGAAACCAAAUCGAAAGAUAAAGAUAAAACUUUACUCAAUGCUUUGAAAAAAAGCAAAGACAAAAAAGUCGCAAGUGUUGAAAAUUGUGAGAAAUCUUCUGUGGAUUUUGAUCCAAAGAUAAAUUACGAAAAAAACUGUAUUAGUUUAGAAAAUGAGAUACAAAACUUAGAUCUCAAUAAAAUCGAAACAACUGCAAGUGGUGACAACAUGUAUGCUAAGCUGAAAAUCGCUGCUACUUCGGCGUCAGCAAAAUAGAUAGGUAUAUUCUCCUGUAUUAUUUUAUUGCUAAAUGCACAUAUAUAUAUUAUGCACAUACAUAUAUACUCAUUAAAUAAGAUAUGUUUAACAAGUCCGAUGACCUGUUUUGUAGGGGACUUUAAUGUUAAAACGAAAUAUUAGCCCUUACUAAUACAAGUUUCGUUUCAAUACUAAAUUAUCAAUUUAUUCUGAUAAGUUUUUAUUUUAUAUGAUUAUAAAAUGAAAUAAUUUGUUUACAUGUGUAUUAAUUUUUACAUAUAAAAUCUUAACCCUAAAUGUAACUAACACUUGCAAUUUUGUAUGUACGUUUGUUAAUUAGGUCCUUUGUACAUAAGUAGAAUUUUGGAUUGGUUUUUGAAAUUCAAUUCAUUUCCAAAGUAUUACAAAAUUAGUUUUAGAUGUAAUUUAACAAUCAAUGAUAUAUAACGAAGUUGAUUAUUUAUUUAUGUUUUUAAAAUUAAUGGGUUUUUAAAAAAUGUAUUAAAAGCAGUAAUGUUAACUGCUGUUUACUUCUGCAGUAAGUUAGUUAAGGGGCACAUCUAGUAUGAAAUUUCAAAAGGAGGAUGAAAGUUUAAAAUUUUUUAUUCUUGCAUCUAUCGAUAAUCUAUAACUUCAAAAAUAACACACCAAAAUUUUUGGUGAAUACUAAAUGUAUUGUUACAGCCUUUUAAAGUGUAGCCAUCAAUAGUCAAUGUAAGCAAUCAGUUUAUUAUUAAACGCGUUUUUUUCGAAACAGCAUUUUUCGAAUUUGCUGCAUUUAUUACUCGGAGACAAUAGAUCCGAUCACAUAAAAUUUUUUCCUCUUCUGUUUAUAGUUCUCCAUCAACAAAAUUCAACUUAAGAAAAAACAAAAAAGCCUGAUAUAUUCUCAUUUUUCUUUUAGGUUUCAUCCACAGAGGUAGACUAGUGUAGAAACCUCUUAAAUUGAUAACAAAAAAAAA